Messenger RNA from Oncorhynchus tshawytscha (Chinook salmon), 2106 nucleotides. It is a transcript of the gene dnajb14, whose product is annotated as DnaJ heat shock protein family (Hsp40) member B14. NCBI's taxonomy places the organism in Eukaryota, Metazoa, Chordata, Actinopteri, Salmoniformes, Salmonidae. The coding region runs from base 236 to 1258 and encodes 340 amino acids. The record is from RefSeq and is a predicted model, not a curated record. Gene Ontology annotation, molecular function: Hsp70 protein binding. Gene Ontology annotation, cellular component: endoplasmic reticulum membrane. Gene Ontology annotation, biological process: cellular response to misfolded protein. The transcript has 8 exons.
UAGUGUAUAUUUCAGUGGGUUGGAAGUCAUGCUCUAAUAUUGAGAAAUGCAGAACAACCCCACUAUAUGAGAUCAGAAUAAUUGCAGCGUCCGAGGAUCACUGACGAAAGUGCUGCUCCGAACGUUCAGAUGUGUUUUGCGAUGACGCUUCUCGAGUAUUUUCGGUGAGCCGAAUCAUUUGGCUCCGUCACGUAAAAGAGCCGGCUCAUUUGGCCCCCAAACGGCUCUGUUAAAAAUGCUUGAAGCCUUGUUGGACACCUUGACAAGGAACGGCAGCUCUGCGGGGAAUGGCACGCACUGCAGACAGCGUACUACAGACAGCUCCUCGGAGAGCACCAAGGCCCGGGCUGGUGGGCAGGACCAGGAGGCCGGAGGGGGCGAGCCCAGCACCAAGGGCUUCACCAAGGACCAGGUGGAAGGAGUGCAGAGGAUAAAGCGGUGUAAGGACUACUAUGAAGUCCUGGGCACCAGCAAGGAGGCCAAUGAGGAGGAGCUGAAGAAAGCCUACAGGAAACUAGCACUCAAGUUCCACCCAGACAAAAACCAAGCCCCCGGAGCUACAGAGGCCUUCAAAAAGAUCGGCAACGCGUACGCCGUGCUUAGCAACCCAGACAAGAGAAAGCAGUAUGACCUCACAGGGGCGGAGGAGCCGACCAGCCCUGGCCACGCCCACAGCCAAGGGUUUGACUUCCACCGGGGCUUCGAGGCCGACAUCACUCCCGAGGACCUCUUCAACAUGUUCUUCGGAGGAGGAUUCCCCUCUUCGGCUGCCCACACGUUCACCAACGGCAGGGCGCGAUACAGCCAGCAGACGGACCAAAGACGGGAGAGAGCAGAGGAGAGGGGAGAGGGAGGGUUCUCCAUGUUUAUCCAGCUGAUACCCAUCGUUGUACUGAUCCUGGUGUCCAUCUUGAGCCAACUGAUGGUGUCUACCCCCCCCUACAGCCUCUACUCCAGACCGUCCACGGGGCAGACGGUGAAACGGCAGACAGAGAACCUGCAUGUGGAUUACUACGUCAACAGAGACUUCAAGACUGAGUACAAGGGCUCCAAUCUGCAGAAGAUUGAGAAGAACGUGGAGGAGGACUACGUGUCUAAUGUCAGAAACAACUGCUGGAAGGAGAGGCAGACGAAAACAGACUUGCUGUAUGCUGCUAAGGUCUACAGGGACGACCGCCUGCGUAAGAAGGCUGAGCUGAUGACCAUGGAUAACUGCAAGGAGCUGGACAGACUAAAUGACCUGUUCAGAGGGGGCUGAGCCCGCCCGAUGCCGCAGGCUCCCACAGGACGCUUUUAGAAGAGAUAUAUGAAUAGAUAUAUAAUAUGUAUGUAAAUGUGUUUUUUUUUUUUUUAAGGAAAACCAUGGAGAUUGAAAGGAGGAAAAAUACAAAUAAUUAGCCUUACCGUUGGCGUUAUAAGUUGUCCCCAUCCCUCCCCCAGUACCCAUCUUUCCAUCCUCCUCACCACCCCCUCCUCCCUGGGAACUGCCUUGCUGCAUCUCAAUGAACCAACUGAAGAAUAGACCAACCUCUCAAAACACUUGAGAACCACAACUUCUUUCUCUUCUAUCUUUGCUUGUCUUUUUGUGUUUUCUGGAAAUAAGAGCCCACUCUGGAAAUGAACACUGACUGGAAAAGCAGAAGGCAUUGUGGUGGUGCCUCGAGUAUUGAAGCGCCAAGCAUUCUGCUGUAACAAGCAAAUCACCGUCGUCUUCACUCUAGAUAACUACUUCACCUGCUUGACUUAAACAAGAUUUUUAGGCUCAUCUGGAGAUGCUGCCCUCCUUCCAAUCCAUACAUUAGCAGUGCUAGUAUUGUGAGGAACCCAGAGAAUGCUUCCUAGCUACCACAGUGGAACCCACAGUGGAACCUUGUGUGGAGUUACAUGGACCUUGAAGUUCAUUCCGCAGAUGAAGAAAUGACCACUGUCUCACUUGAACUUUUUUUGGCCUGGGAUAAAAUGUGAAGUCGGAACCAUAAUCUUCAUCAAUUGUAUAUUUUUCAUUUUGAAUGUUUGAACAUUUCUGGAGUUAUUUAAGUAGAAAAACAAGGUUUUUCUUCAUUUGCUCGAUUAAUCAUUUGAAUAAACAAUAAAUUAUUACCAGAA